AUGAAAAUCAUUCAGCUCCAAAAUCUCGAAAUUUGCCACGUCAUAGCUCAUCUUGAGUUCUGCAAUUUCAAGGACAAAAGAUGUUUAAUAUAUAAAGGAACCGAUGGACUUAACGCUGGUGAUCAAACUCCAAAAGGGCCACGGCAUUCGCCCCAAGGAGUCGCCAGUUGCCGACGGAAUGCCACUGGAAACUGUACAGCCACAGUCAAGCCAAAAUCGUCUAUUCGGAUUGGAUGUCACAAUGUUCGGUCCCUGAUGGAUGGCUCAAGGCGAGACGCCGAAAACAUCGUGGCGAACUUAUCUGGAUGUAGUGUUGUUGCACUACAAGAAACCCGCGUCCCGACCAAUCAAAACAUAAUCACUGCCGAAGGAAAUGAGUAUAUUUUCUGCGGAAUGACACAGAAACGAGUCGGAGGUGUCGGAUAUUGGAUUGAAAAAGGGGCUCGAAAAAUGGUUUCGGAAGUUAUUGAAUAUGGUGACAGACUGGCAGUGUUGAAAUUGAGAUACGGAUCCACCAAAAUUGCGAUUAUCAACGCAUAUGCGCCCACAUCCAAAGCAUCAGAAAAAGAAACCGACAAAUUCUACAGUCAUCUCCAAAAAGUGUAUAGAGAAACACCUGAAUCCUGGACCAAAAUAGUUUGUGGCGAUUUUAAUGCUUCAAUUGGUAAAACAUCCAGAGAUGAACAUCCAACUGUUGGUAGAUUUGGAAUCAAAAAUGUAGGAAGAAAUGAAAACGGUGAUGCUUUGAUAAAUUUCGCCAACAGUCAAAAGUUAUCCAUUUUGAAUACUUUAUUCAAAAAGAAGAGAAAAGAUUAUUGGACUUGGAGAAAUGAACGUAUGAAUGCUGCCACGAUGAUCGAUUAUUUCAUGAUCAAAUGGUCGAAAAGAUACUUGGUGGAAAACAUCGAUGUAUUCAACUCCAAGUCAAACUUAUCAGAUCACAGGAUGAUUCGAUUAAAACUUUUGAUAUCAAACGCAAAUAUCCAAAGGAAGCUGAAAAGACCAACCGAGCCAAGAAGAUCCAACCAAAAACUGGACAAAAUCAAAUAUGCUACGGAAAUUGAGCACUGUGAUAACCUUGAUUCGUGUGAUUAUAAUCAGUUGGUAGAGAUGAUGAAAGAAUGCGCUCUAAAGGCGUCGAACCCAGUCAAAAAGGAUGGAAAAAUCAGUGCUGAAACCAUCGAUUUGCUGAAGAAACGAAAACUGCUGAUCCACUCAAAAUCAAGCACUGCCGAUGAAAGAAGAGAAAUCUCAAAAGCGGCGCGAGAUUCAUUGAAAAAAGAUGUUGAUCAAUGGAAAUGCCAAAUGAUCCAACGUGCGGUCGAGAAAAGGAAAAGUAUCAAAAAGAUCUAUCGUAGAAUGGAAGAUCGAAAAGAACUAUUUGGAAAGUUGAAGCUGGCGGAUGGUACUACAACAGCAAAUCGGUCAAAAAUCAAGCUCGAAAUCAAAAAUCACUUCAUUCAUCAGUUCAAAAAUCAUGGCCAAAGAACCCAAAAGAUCAAUGAAAAACCAAGAAAUCCAUUUCCAAUUUUAAUUGAUGAAGUGAGUUCAGCAACAAGAACAUUGAAAUCUGAGUCGGCUAUGGGAUUGGAUAGAGUCUGUAGUGAUAUGCUGAAACAUGGUGGUGAAAAACUGCAGCAGAAUCUUGCGAGAUGCUUCAACAAAUUGAUUGAAGACGGAAAAUAUCCACCAGAAUGGAACGAGAUUCGCAUAAAAUUGUUGGAGAAAAAGCCAAAUCCGGAAACCUUGAAAGAUGUCCGCCCAAUCUCCAUACUAUCAAUCCCUGGAAAAGUAUUCACAAAAAUAAUGACAAAACGAAUGGCAAGAAAAGCUGAGAGCUAUCUGGAUGAGACCCAAAAUGGAUUUAGAUGUGGAAGAUCUUGCUCGGAAAAUCUACAAUCCAUCACGUGCCUAUGGGAAAAAUGCCACGAAUAUGACAUGCCGUUGAUUCUCACUUUUAUUGAUUAUCGUGCAGCGUUUGAUUCAAUUUACUGGAGUGCGGUACAGGAAGGUGUGUUGGAAUCUGGGUUCGAUCCACAAUAUAUGGAAGCCAUAAAAAGCUGUAACGAAUUUGGCACCGGAGAGAUCGAGAUUUUUGGAGAGAAAUUAAAAAUACCUGUGGAAAGAGGAGUAAGACAAGGAGAUUCUUCGUCACCUGCGCUCUUCGCAAUUGCCUUACACAAACUCCUGAACGAAGCUGAUCCACUACCUGAAGAUGAUGAAGAGGAGAAUUUUGGAAUUCGAGUCGAUGGCAAUUAUAUUUCAAGAUUAUUAUUUGCUGAUGAUCUCGUUCUAAUCGACAAAAAUCCGAAAGACGCCUCGAAUCGUGCCUCAAAAAUUGCCAAAAUCUGCGAAAAAGCUGGGUUGAUCUUCAACACUGCCAAAUCAAAGGUAUUGAGAAAUCAAUGCGCUAACAAUGCAAGUGUUCGUGUAAAUGGCCAGCCACUUGAAGAUGUUGAUCAAAUAAAAUACCUGGGAAGAAUCUUCAGGAAAGAUGGCGCUUUGGACUCGGAAAUAAAUAACCGAAUAAGAGCGGGCUGGGCGGCAUAUCACAGCAUUGCAUCUGCAAUCAACGAAAUUUCAAACAAAGAGAAAAACCACUUCUUGAAAUCCAGCGUGUUGAGUGCAAUGACAUAUGGUUCAGAAACUUGGAACACGAAAGUUGAAGAUAUCAAACGAAUCCAAAGAACAAUCAACUAUAUAUGGAUUCAAGCAAACGCGGGAACUCCACCAAAUUUGGAAAAGUUUAUAAUGAAGAUAAAAAUGCGCUGGGCUGGACACAUUGUGCGCUUGCCAACUCAAAGAAUAUGCAGAAUUAUAACUUUAUGGGAACCUCCGAAUGGCGUGAAAAGAAGAAAAGGAAGACCGAAAAAGAGAUGGGUCGAUGACGUGCAAAAUGAAGUCAAAGUGCAUCAACACAACAUCAACUUGCAAGGCCUCGGGGGAGGCGGAAGAAGAAGGAUCGGGCUAAUAUCCAGUAAAAUGCCCUGGUCACGAUUGGCUAGAAACCGAAGUUCCUGGAAACAUCUGGUCCACAGCUACUCGCUCGAAUAA
This is a messenger RNA of Caenorhabditis angaria, 3054 nucleotides long. Lineage: Eukaryota; Metazoa; Nematoda; Chromadorea; Rhabditida; Rhabditidae. The record is from the annotation of a GenBank genome assembly.